AUAACGCACUAGUGUUGUGCAGCUGUGCUGCUAAACUGAGUGUUCUGUGGUAAUUUAUUUUUGAAUGUCAAAUUCUAAUUUAUAUACACACAAAAACAAUACAAAUGUAAAUUAGUUACAAUAUUUUGUUAUUUUUAACAGGAGAAAGAAAUUACAAACUUUAGCUUUCCAUUAUUUUUACUAUCCUUACUAUUCUGUAUUUAUACUGAGUAUAAUAACUAUACAAUAUUAUUUCCAAUUUAGUGUAAGUAUAAUACAGGUAUUGUAAAGACAAAUAUUCAGAAAUAACCUCAAAUAAAUGUCUGACGAAAAGGCAAUUAAUAUUGGAAAAAUAUGUAUCCCGGGUAUGAGAGUAAGUUUAUCAAACAAAGACUUUGUAUCUGGUUCUGGAACAUAUGAAUUGAAAGGUUAUAUUUAUGCUGCUCUGGCCGGUGUUUUGAAAAUGGAGGAAGAUGGCGAUAAGAAGGCAAUUGUGGUAUCAGUUGAAAGCCCAAGAACACCAAGUGUACUACCACAAACUGGGGACAUUGUAACAGCAAAAGUAACAGUAGUAAAUUCUCGUACGGUUAAUUGCAUAAUAUUAUGUGUUGGGCCUUCUGUACUAGUCAGGCCAUAUAGAGGUAUACUGAAGAAAGAGGAUAUAAAAGCUACAGAUAAAGAUAGGAUAGAUCCAUACAAAUGUUACCGACCUGGUGAUAUAAUAUUAGCAAGAGUUCUUCCUAUGACUGAAAUUCACUGGUAUCAUUUAUCAACAUCAGAGAAUGAACUUGGUGUCGUAAUAGCCGCAGCUGAGGGUUCACCACAAGGAGUUACCAUGGUCCCUAUAAGUUGGUCAGAAAUGCAGUGUCCCAAAACCCUAGUGAAAGAACCUAGGAAGGUAGCUAGGGUCAUACCCGAGAACAUAAAUCUAGGACUAUUUCCAGUAGAUACAGUGGUAAAUCAGUAAUGAGACCAGCAAAAUAUAUUGUCUAAAUAAAAAAAUAU
Molecule: messenger RNA, 984 nt
Organism: Achroia grisella
Lineage: Eukaryota; Metazoa; Arthropoda; Insecta; Lepidoptera; Pyralidae
Gene: Csl4
Product: exosome complex component CSL4
Exons: 3
Coding region: 299-946 (215 amino acids)
Biological process (GO): RNA processing
Cellular component (GO): cytoplasm; nuclear exosome (RNase complex)
Molecular function (GO): RNA binding
Source: RefSeq, a predicted model, not a curated record